CGACCUCAUCUUCCUUCCGCCACCGCUCCGCCCUCUCUCGCGAUCUCCGCUCGACGUCUACGAUAACAGACAACAGUCCUUCACAACGUUCAAGUGGCAACAAAGCAAACGUUAGCGCCGCCGGCGCAAUACAAACGAGCAGAGAAGCAGAGAGGAUGUCGACAACACACACACAAGGACAGUCGCAUGACAGAAUACCGCCCAUCGGCGAGGACGGCGACGGUGUCGGCAUAUACAAUGGCCCACCAGGCCGGACAGCACCCGAUCCCGACACGUCAAUAUCGCAGAAGAUGCUCUCUGCGGUCAUUGGCAGUCUGCUUACAUCAUUACUGGUAACACCGCUCGAUGUCGUCCGCGUAAGGCUCCAAGCCCAACCUCGUCCGUCUGCUCCCUCCUCAUCCCUACCUUCCUUCGUCCAACUUCCUCCCAACCUCGGCGUGACAGCGUGUUGCCGCGAGGUGUUCUGGGUGCAGAACCAAUCACAAUUCUGCGUCGCUUCUCCGCCAUCAUCCUCCGCCGCCGCAGCCGUCAUGGAUGAGCGCAUCAUCUCUGACUGUGCUGCAGAAGAAUCGCAACGGCGAACGUUCAACUCUACACUCGAUGGGCUAAGAAAGAUCGCACGGAAUGAAGGAGUUUUGACGCUAUGGAGAGGUCUCAGUCCAACGUUGAUGAUGGCGAUACCGGGAAACGUCAUCUACUUUGCGGGAUACGACUGGCUGAGAACGAGCAAGAUGAGCCCGAUCGAGGGCAGGGUCAGCGAUGCAUAUGCGCCGCUGGCGGCAGGAUCGGUGUCAAGAGUACUGGCAGCAAUCGUGGUUAGCCCGAUCGAGAUGCUGCGGACGAGGAUGCAGGCCGUGGCCUCAAAAGAGAAGAACGUUAUGCGGGCAACAAUGGUGGGACUGAAGGAUAUGGUUGGCACGGACGGAUACACAUCUCUUUGGCGAGGUCUCACGUUGACUUUCUGGCGAGAUGUGCCUUUCUCGGCUCUGUAUUGGUGGGGUUACGAGUACGGCCGCGAGCGAUUGCACGAGGCGAGAGCAAGAGACUCCUCGAUUUCUGGACAAAGUCGCCGAGACCUGACCAAGAGUGAGCUUCUCCAAGAUUCUUUUAUCGCAGGAGCCGGUGCAGGCGCCAUUGCUGCUUUGGUCACGACACCGUUCGAUGUUGGCAAGACCCGCCAGCAGACUGUGAUCAAUUCGAACAUGUCCGCCGAGCAACGGCGAGCCCUACCGGAGAAUCGGACAAUGCCUCGCUUCUUGUGGCAUAUCUACUGUCAGGAUGGAAUGUCUGGACUGUGCAAAGGCUGGGCGGCACGAUGUUUGAAAGUCGCUCCAGCGUGUGCCAUCAUGAUCUCGAGUUAUGAGAUUGGCAAGAAGAUGGCGGUCACUGUCAACGAGAAGAAGGAGUUGAGGGAGUGA
Molecule: messenger RNA, 1418 nt
Organism: Zymoseptoria tritici IPO323
Lineage: Eukaryota; Fungi; Ascomycota; Dothideomycetes; Mycosphaerellales; Mycosphaerellaceae
Exons: 2
Coding region: 156-1418 (420 amino acids)
Biological process (GO): mitochondrial transmembrane transport
Source: RefSeq, a predicted model, not a curated record